UAUUUGUAUAUAUGAUGUGGAUGGAAGAUUGGCUGAUAUAAAAAUUAUACUAGAUUAAUUACAUAGUGUAUAACGUAUCAAAAUAAUUCAUCAAAAUGGUACUUAUUGCUGCAGCAGUCUGCACAAAAGCAGGCAAAACUAUAAUUUCUCGUCAGUUUGUUGAAAUGACAAAGGCUAGAAUAGAAGGUUUACUUGCUGCAUUUCCAAAAUUAAUGAGUCCUGGCAAACAGCAUACAUUUGUAGAGACAGAAUCUGUGAGAUAUGUUUAUCAACCUUUGGAAAAAGUAUAUAUGUUACUAAUUACAACAAAAGCUAGUAACAUAUUAGAAGAUUUAGAAACAUUAAGACUUUUUGCAAGAGUUAUUCCAGAGUAUUGCAAUUCAAUGGAUGAAGUUGAAAUAGCUGAAAAUGCAUUUAAUCUGAUAUUUGCAUUUGAUGAAAUAGUUGCAUUAGGAUAUAGGGAAAGUGUUAAUUUAGCACAGAUUAGAACAUUUGUAGAAAUGGAUUCACAUGAAGAAAAAGUUUAUCAAGCUGUAAGAAUGACUCAAGAAAGGGAGGCUAAAAAUAAAAUGCGUGAAAAAGCAAAGGAAUUACAAAGGCAACGUAUGGAAGCAGUUAAAAAGAGUGGUCUUAAAAGUCCUGGAUUUGGUAAUUCUUAUGGAAGUAGUGGUAACUUCACACCAACUGUAAAUGCAAAAGAUACUACCAAUUUUGUACCAGAACCAGUUAGACCAUUAUAUACAUCAACACAAAAACCUGUUAGUGCUGGACCAGGUGCAAUGAAAUUAGGAGGAAAAUCUCGCGAUGUUGAUUCAUUUGUAGAUCAGUUAAAAGAAGAAGGAGAAAAUGUUGUAACAACACCUUUACCUACAACAGGGACAAAGCCAACAUCGCUUACAUCACAAAUAAUCAACACGGAACCAGUUCACCUACGACAGGAAGAACGUCUUAAUGUACGUAUUGGUCGAGAUGGCGGUUUGCAACACUUUGAAUUGCAUGGUUUAGUAACACUACAUAUUUCCGAUGAGAAAUGGGGUCGAAUUCGUGUACAAUUAGAAAACAGAGAUUCAAGAGGAAUCCAAUUACAGACACAUCCAAAUGUAGAUAAAGAAUUGUUCAGGACACGUGGUCAAAUAGGUUUAAAAAUUCCUACUAAACCAUUUCCAUUGAAUACUGAUGUUGGAGUAUUAAAAUGGCGACUGCAAGCUCAAGAUGAAACAGCAUUACCUAUUUCAAUUAACUGCUGGCCAUCUGAAAAUGGAGAAGGUGGAUGUGAUGUGAACAUAGAAUAUGAAUUAGAACAGGUUAAUCUUGAACUAAACGAUGUUCAAAUUAACAUUCCGUUACCUAUGGGAUGCAAUCCAAUAGUAAGUGAAUGCGAUGGACAGUAUACACAUGAAGCACGACGAAAUACACUUGUGUGGUCUUUACCAGUUGUUGAUGCGACAACAAAAUCUGGUUCAAUGGAAUUUUCUGCACCUUCUUCUACUCCUGCAGAUUUUUUCCCUCUUCAUGUUUCAUUUUCAUCAAAAACAUCAUAUGUUAAUAUUAAAGUAACUGAAGUUUUACUUGUAGAAGAUGAAAGUCCUGUUAAAUAUUCAGUGGAAACAGUUUUCUUCACUGAUAAUUAUGAAGUGGUAUAA
Molecule: messenger RNA, 1643 nt
Organism: Eufriesea mexicana
Lineage: Eukaryota; Metazoa; Arthropoda; Insecta; Hymenoptera; Apidae
Gene: deltaCOP
Product: coatomer subunit delta
Exons: 8
Coding region: 96-1643 (515 amino acids)
Biological process (GO): Golgi localization; endoplasmic reticulum to Golgi vesicle-mediated transport; retrograde vesicle-mediated transport, Golgi to endoplasmic reticulum
Cellular component (GO): COPI vesicle coat
Source: RefSeq, a predicted model, not a curated record